AGUGCUAGUGUUCUUGCCCAAGGACCAUCAGUUGCAGCGCCCUCCCGCGCCCGCCUGCCCUUGCCGCAGCCAUGGUGACGACGCGCCAGACUCCCAAAAGCAAAGCUGCACAGCCUGCGGCUGCAGCAGCUCCAGCCGCACAGCCUGCUCCACAGCCUGCGGCAGCAAGUGGCGGUGCUGCACAGCCUGCCUCACUGCCCCUGCGCGAGCUCAACAAAAGGAGCGCACAGUUCGGGGCGUGGGCCGUUGUUGUCCAACAAGCCCUCGUUGAUACCUACGACUACACGUGGGAUGGCAAACCGAGAACUGGGAAGACUCUCUCUGUUACCUUCGUGUCGCAACAGGAUCCCACUGAGUACUGCAUCGGCCAGAUGCGGUGGAACAAAAGCUCCGACAACAAGUUCCGCGCGGUUCAGGAAAAGCUAUCCGACGGCCUCGCCUUCAUGAUGACGAAAGUGUCCAUCGUCAACGACGCGAAGAAACAGUACAUUCACGCCCCCAUCCAGACGGUCGUGAACUUGGCCGACACAGUCUUCAGUCCUUUGCUGAACAGCAAGGACACCAAAGAUUGCUAUCCUCAGCCUCCCGCGACAAUCGCAGAUUGUGCAAACCUCACCAACCAACAGUUCUUCGACGUGACGGCGCUGGUCAAAUCGGUGGGCCCACUCCGGCCCGCGGGCAAAUCGGGGAACCGCGUCGUCUUCGACGUAGAGAUCAUCGACGGAUCUAAGUCCGGAGACCGCGUUCGCACGAUGCCGCUGGCCGUCUUCACCGACCGGGCGACUACCCCGAACGCUGGUGAGCCCCCCAUUUGGGUCUUCUUGAAUGGCGCGGCGGGAAAACACGUGGAAGGCAGUGCUGAACAGCCUGCUCCACAACCUGUGAGCUUCUUUCGUGUGAAAGGUGGUCAAGAUGAUGAUGGGAACUUCUCCUUCACCACGACAAAGAACACCAUUAUCGGUGGAGCUGCUACAACAGCCAAAGGACUUCGCCUUGCAGCAGAGGCCACCGCCUUGCUUGGCCUCGCUGACACCGCCAGCUUUGCCGUCAAGCACUUUGAGGACUGGGCCGCCAGAGACUUUUCAACGGAGCUUGCCACGGAGACAAUGUGCGCCCUCUUCAAGCCCAUUGCGAACACCGUGACUACAGGCGUGGAAGCUCUCGACCAUGCGAAGGAGACGUUCUGGCAGUUAAAUUGGGUCCGCGUCGAAGAGCCGCCCGCGGGUAGCAGCAUCCGCACCAACGAUGGCAAACGCAUCUGGUUCCCAGUGACGGUCCGCGACUGCACGGGCACGCUCACGCUGUACAUCCAGGAGGCGGCCGCUCUCAAACUCAGCGGCUUCGAUGACGCAGACAACUUCGAAGCAGCUUUCGUUGCUGGCAGGGUGUGGUUCCCGCAAAUGGCUUCAGUGAAAAUCAUCCGACAACUCAAGACCGCGACUGCUGCACAGGACAGCGCCGAGCACCCGUCCGUCCAAGUCGACGUUCGCAUCGUCGACGCAGACUGCCAAAACUUAGCAGAGUCGCCCACUGAAGCAUCGGCUCGUCUGCUUCCCCUGCUGAAUACCGAGAACACCACAUCUGACGUCGUGAUGCCCGCAGCUCUGCACAUGCUCCGGAAGUCUCCGCAUUACACGCUCGCAGCGGAGAGCAUCGUGCCAGACAUCCCGGAGAGCUUGAAAGCCAGUUUUGCGAACGUGCCCGCAGCCACCACGAUUUUUCGCCCUUGUUCACAGGUGCUUGCUCUCGUGGAGGCAUCGCAGCCAUCGAGCCUUCAAGAAGCGGGGACCGGCGGCUACAAGAUCACCACAAACAAUAUUAAGGACCUGCUGCAUGACGCGAACGAUGCCCGCGGCGUCCAGCUAACCUCCUUCUGCACCUUGAACAAUUUACAAGACUUCAAGCUGGAUCCGCCCCGCACGCAGGCGAACAAGAAACAGGCAGCCUUAGUGCUGAUAUCGUCGGUACUUCAAGCGGGCAGCGCUGAACAGCCUGCAUCCUUCAUGGUGGACUCCGUGCAGCUGUUGCAGCCGACGGAGGUCGACGCAGUGAAGGGCUGCCUCAGACGAAUGCUAUUCCUCACCACGCUCGCCGGGCACAUGUCCUCCAGGAAGCGGGCCGCGUCCGAGCACACGACGAACCAGGAGAGCCCCACGACGGCUGCAAAGUGUCGCGUACUGGGGCGCCAUCCCACUGCGGCACCAGUGCCUGAGUUCCCUUGAUGCGCCGCUCAGGGUCCUCAUCACAAUGCUGAACAGCUUGUGAUCAGCAGCGCUGCACAGCGUGCUGCACGAACCAGCCCUCGCGCACGAAGCCGAUCAGCGAGGCGUUGAUCCCUGUGCAGUGUUGCACAACCUGCACCACUCACACAACACCGGGCAGUGCUGAACGCUUGCGCACGCUUCCUAGGAGCAGGGGAGCGGCCGUUUGCUCGCAGCAAAGCGGAUCCGCGGCCACAUCCCACUACUUAACCUGGAA
Prorocentrum cordatum is the source of this 2478-nucleotide messenger RNA. The record is from the annotation of a GenBank genome assembly. NCBI's taxonomy places the organism in Eukaryota, Dinophyceae, Prorocentrales, Prorocentraceae.